Molecule: messenger RNA, 2413 nt
Organism: Bicyclus anynana (squinting bush brown)
Lineage: Eukaryota; Metazoa; Arthropoda; Insecta; Lepidoptera; Nymphalidae
Product: piggyBac transposable element-derived protein 4-like
Exons: 2
Coding region: 1-2274 (757 amino acids)
Source: RefSeq, a predicted model, not a curated record
AUGGACAAUAAGGCUGGACCGUCUGGAAGUAAAUCUACGAGUAGUUCUAGAAAAAAGCGUCGGCAAAGUGAUGACUAUGAGUCUGACUAUAGUGAUGAGGAUGUGUAUUCUCAAAGAGCUGAUGAAGACUCUUCAAGUUCAGAGGACUCUUCUAGUUGCGGCAGUGAUGAUAGUAUCUUUGAUACUAGACUGAAGCAAAAGACGACCAGCCGUGUACCACCAGCUCAACCUUCAAGGUCAUCUGCCCCAAAGACGACAAGCCAUAUACCACUAGCUCAACCUUCAAGGUCACCUGCCUCAAAGACAGUCAGCUGUGUACCACCACCUCAACCUUCAAGUUCAUCUGCAUCAAAACGUGGUUUAUGUGAGUCAGAUGGAAGGGCUAUCAUUCAAUGUAAGCGAUUAAGACCUUCAUUUAGGGAUGGCCCCACGCGUAAUAAUUCUACUCAAUCGUUGAAGUUACCAGAUCUAAAUAGUUCCUCAGCAUCGAAGUCAGCGCCUCGACUACUGGAAUUUGAUGGAGACGGUAGCUUUGAAUUCAAUUCUGAAAUUGACUGCCGUCCUACAUCGCCGAAUAUCGUACAGGACUAUGGAGAUUUUUUGCCGGAUAUACCAAUUAACCCUACCAGUUCAACACCUAGCGUAUCUCUUCUGAGAUCCGAUGCGAUCACCCCCAACCUUUCGCCAGAACGUGAUGACGUCUCUCCAUCAAUUAUGGCUGUUCGGAGAUCUGGAAGUCGUACUCCAGACUUACCCGAUGAUUUUUAUCUAUCACCCAAUAACUCACCCUCUGGUCAAGGAGCCACUACCACCUGGAGCAGUGAUCCAAGCUCCAUGAAAAGCUUAGAGUUUACUAAGGAACAGGAACUCUUAGUGCCGCCUCCAACUGAUCCUUACGAAGCAUUCCGACUAAUGAUUGAUGACGAGUUGUUAGAUCUUAUAGUUCGCGAGACCAACGCGAACGCAAUAAGAGUCGGUAAUGCACAAAACGUCAAACAAAACUCCAGAAUAAAAUCUUGGAAAGAUUUAACAAAGGAAGAACUGCUGACAUUUUUAGGACUCCUUCUUCACACAGGAACAAUUCGACUAAACCGUUUAAGUGAUUAUUGGAAACGACACUAUUUGUUUAAUAUUCCAUGCUUCGGACAAUUCAUGUCACGAAAUCGUUUUUUACUUAUUUUACGAUGCCUACACUUUACGUCUGUAACCAGUGAAGAAGACCGUCUCAAUAAAAUCCGACCAUUCAUGGAUCAUUUUAACAAUAAAAUGAAAACUAUUUACUGUCCAGGUAAAGAGCUAUCAUUGGAUGAGUCCAUGGUAUUGUGGCGCGGUCGGUUGCUGUUCCGACAAUAUAUAAAAAACAAACGGCAUAAAUAUGGCAUUAAACUCUAUGUUUUAGCAGAACCAGAUGGUACGGUCUUGAAAUUUCAAGUUUACGCCGGUGCUAAUGAUGAGACAUCAGGGCAAGGACAUAGUAGUAAGAUUGUCUUCAAACUACUAGAAGAGAGACUGGACUGUGGCCAUCAUGUAUACAUGGAUAAUUAUUAUAAUUCUUAUGGCCUGGCUGUGAAAUUGCUAGAUCGACAGACAUACUGCACAGGAACGUUAAGAAAAAACAGGAAAGAUAAUCCCGUCGAAAUUGGCUCUGUUUCACUGGAAAAGGGAGAAAACAAAUCCUUGUUCUUGAACGGCGUUCAUGUCGGAAAAUGGAGGGAUAAGCGAUACGUUCUGUAUAUUUCUACAGAACACGGUAGUGAGAUGAUGGAGACUACUUCCAAAAGAGGAUCUAUAGUAGUGAAACCAAUGGCAAUCGUUCAUUACAAUAAUUUUAUGUCGGGUGUUGAUCUUCAAGAUCAGAUGUUGGCAUACUAUCCAGUCCAAAGGAAGACGCUGCGUUGGUACAAGAAGCUGUUUGUGCAUAUGCUGCAAAUGAGCCUUACUAAUGCAUUGCACUUGUACAAUACAUUUUCGGCGAAUGACAAAUUAAAUCUAUAUGAUUUCCGUAUGAAGAUACUGGAGAAGCUUUUACCUGAUCCUAAUGAUGUAAAUCGACGCAAUGUUUUGAAAGUGAAACACGAACUCACAAAAAUAGAAAAGACCCGGACGAGAGUUAAGACAGUAGGAAGAGUCACGAAACAAACUAUCGAAGUGGUCCGAAAAGAAUGCAAAGGUUGCAAAUCACAGAAAAAAAGGGUGCAAACAAUUUAUGAAUGUAAGCAAUGUGAAGGUUCUCCAGGUUUCUGUACAAAAUGUUUCUGCCUAGCACAUUCAUAAUUGUUUUCAUUAAAUUUUAUUGUUUUGUUACCUAUGUGGUUAAAAUUUUCAGAAUAUUUUUUAUUCCUUUGUACCUUUAUGUGAGUGACUCACCUUUAUUCUGUGACAAGUUUUCAAUUAAACUUAUAAUUAUUACGUA